AUGAACCAUCUCAGCAGUCUCUACGAACAGCUCCGGCCGCCAACGAGCCUCCCAGGCCCAGGCUACUUCGCCGACCAAGCAAAACAAGUCGUCUUCUCCAUGAAGGGCGCCGUCUCCCUCCUCUGCGCCGCCGCCUCUCUGCCAUUAUGCAGUCUCCCAUCAACAACACAACACCAUGAGUCCAACGGACAACACCCCUCCGAACUCCCCUACUACGGCCUCAGCCCGCCCAUCUACCCCACCCCGGUCGCCAACGGCACCUCCUCCUCGCGCUGGUCAUCCGCCUACCAGCACGCCCUCUCGCUCACCUCGCAAAUGACUCCCUUCGAACUGCAAAACCUCACCCGUGGCUACCCGGGUCCAUGCGUAGGUAACACCGGCGCCAUCCCCCGCCUCUCCAUCCCACCACUCUGCUUCUACGACGGCCCCACCGGCGUCCGCGGCCAGGAACUCGCCUCCGCUUUUCCCGCGGGCAUCCACCUCGCCGCGACGUGGGAUUCCGACCUCAUGUACCGCUACGGCCGGGCCGUGGGGGCUGAGUACCGCGGAAAGGGUGUGAACAUCGCCCUGGGACCGCUGGCGGGGCCGUUGGGCCGGGUGGCAAAGGGAGGAAGGAAUUGGGAAGGGUUGGGGAGUGAUCCGUACCUGGCUGGCGUCGGGAUGGGGAAGAUUGUGGAGGGUGUGCAAGGGGAGGGGGUGAUUGCUACCGCGAAGCAUUUUUUGUUGAAUGAACAGGAGUAUCGAAGAAGAUGGGGUCAGGAUGCCCCCGGGGGAGAAGGACAUGCGAUUAGUGCCAAUGUUGGGGAUAGGACGCUAAGGGAGGCGUAUGUCUGGCCGUUUAUGGACGCCUUGAAAGCCGGCGCGGGCGCGGUCAUGUGCGGAUAUAAUCGGGCGAAUCACAGCUAUGCGUGCCAGAAUUCCAAGUUGCUGAAUGGAGUGCUCAAGACGGAGUUGGGGUUCGAAGGGUUUGUGGUGAGCGAUUGGGACGGGCAGAUGAGCGGUGUCGCGUCGGCGAAUUCGGGCUUAGACGUGGUGAUGCCGCGGGAUGGGCUCUGGGGCGAGAAGCUGAUGGAAGCCGUAAAGAACGGAUCGGUGGCCGAGGAGCGGUUGAACGACAUGGCGACCCGCGUGCUGGCGGCGUGGCUAUACGCAGGCCAGGACGACGGCACCUACCCACCCGUUGGUGUCGCUCCAGGCGGUCAGCUACCCGACCCGGUUGACGUACAGGAGGACCACGCGGACCUUAUCCGCGAAAUCGGCGCGGCGGGAACAGUUCUGGUGAAGAACGUCAACGGCACGCUCCCCCUCACCAAACCCAAGUUCCUUGCUGUCUACGGCUACGACGCCAUCGUCAAGUCCACGCCCUGGGAGAACCCCGACCGCUACGGCGGCGGCUACGACGUCAACCGCGGCUGGACCACCUUCAACGGCACCUUGAUCACCGGCGGCGGCUCCGGCAGCUCCACGCCUCCCUACGUCGUCUCCCCCUUCGAAGCCUUGUCCCACCGCGUCCGCGCAGACCGCGGCAUGCUCCGCUGGGACUUCCACUCCGCCAACCCUUCCCAACAAUACCUCAACGCCGACGCCUGCCUCGUCUUCAUCAACGCCUACGCCUCCGAGAUGUCCGACCGUCCUGCCCUCUCCGACGCCUUCAGCGACGACCUCGUCGCCAACAUCGCCUCCUGGUGCUCCCAAACCAUCGUCGUCGUCCACUCCGCCGGCAUCCGCCUCGUAGACCCAUGGAUCUCCCACCCCAACGUCACCGCCGUGUUGAUGGCCGGUUUACCGGGUCAAGAAUCCGGCAACAGCUUGGUGGACAUCUUAUACGGUGACGUCAACCCGUCCGGCCGUCUUCCUUACACCAUCGCCAAGCGGGAAUCUGAUUACGGGACUUUACUCAAUCCUUCCACCGGCCAACCUGAUGGCGACGAGUUCUUCCCAGAGGACAACUUCCCCGAAGGUCUCCAUAUUGACUACCGCUAUUUCGACCGGCACCCAGGCAUCACUCCCAGAUUCGAAUUCGGCUUCGGACUCUCUUACACCACCUUCUCUUAUUCAGACCUAGAAAUCUACGUCUCUUCUAAUAUCGCCCCCGGCGGAGGCGUGGAAGAGACGAUGAUGCCCUCCUCCUCCUUCGCCGCUACAACCCGAUUCCGAUUCCCCGAACUCCCUGACCCUGACACCCCCAUCAAGCAGGGCGGACAUCCGGACUUGUGGGAGACGUUACUCGUGGUGAGGUGUAGCGUUGAAAAUACCGGGGACAAGUAUGAGGGAAGUGAGGUUGCGCAGUUGUAUGUUGGUAUCCCUCCUUCCGACGAAGAGGAGGAGGAUGAAAAGGAGACGCCGGUUCGGCAGUUGCGCGGGUUUAAGCGCGUGGGACCGCUGGCGCCGGGGGAGGAAGGGGGGGCCGAGUUUGCGUUGACGAGGAGGGAUUUGAGCGUUUGGGAUGUGGAGGUGCAGCAGUGGCGGUUGAGGAGGGGGGAGUAUAAGGUUUGGGUUGGGGCUAGUAGUAGGGAUUUGAGGUUGAGUGGGACGUUUGAGAUCUAA
This is a messenger RNA of Neurospora tetraspora, 2547 nucleotides long. Its product is annotated as glycoside hydrolase superfamily. The coding region runs from base 1 to 2547 and encodes 848 amino acids. Gene Ontology annotation, biological process: glucan catabolic process. Gene Ontology annotation, molecular function: beta-glucosidase activity. The transcript has a single exon. NCBI's taxonomy places the organism in Eukaryota, Fungi, Ascomycota, Sordariomycetes, Sordariales, Sordariaceae. The record is from RefSeq and is a predicted model, not a curated record.